CCGAGGCAGCCGGGGGCCCGCGCCGAAGCCGCCGCCCGCGCUGAGCCGCGGCCCGCGCCCGGCGGCAGCAUGAGCCAAGCCGAGCUGUCCACCUGCUCGGCGCCGCAGACGCAGCGCAUCUUCCAGGAGGCCGUGCGCAAGGGCAACACGCAGGAGCUGCAGUCGCUGCUGCAAAACAUGACCAACUGCGAGUUCAACGUGAACUCGUUCGGGCCAGAGGGCCAGACCGCGUUGCACCAGUCUGUCAUCGACGGCAACCUGGAGCUAGUGAAACUGCUGGUCAAGUUCGGCGCGGACAUCCGCCUGGCAAACCGCGACGGCUGGAGUGCGCUGCACAUCGCCGCGUUCGGCGGCCACCAGGACAUCGUGCUCUAUCUCAUCACCAAGGCCAAGUACGCCGGCGGAGGCCGGUGAUGCCGGUCCAGACCCCGGCCCGCACGCGGGCCCCGCGCGCGUCCUCCUUGCUGUACCUUCCCGCCAACUACCUCGGUGUGCGCCCGGCCCUCGGCGCCCGCGGCCACCACGAGUCCGGCGCGCACGUCCGUGCCCACGGGGGCCGCGCCCGCCCGCCCGCGGCCGGGGGCCAGGGCCGC
Molecule: messenger RNA, 593 nt
Organism: Capra hircus (goat)
Lineage: Eukaryota; Metazoa; Chordata; Mammalia; Artiodactyla; Bovidae
Gene: NRARP
Product: NOTCH-regulated ankyrin repeat protein
Exons: 1
Coding region: 70-414 (114 amino acids)
Cellular component (GO): cytoplasm
Molecular function (GO): enzyme inhibitor activity; protein binding; phosphatase regulator activity
Source: RefSeq, a predicted model, not a curated record